Adineta ricciae is the source of this 1191-nucleotide messenger RNA. The record is from the annotation of a GenBank genome assembly. Lineage: Eukaryota; Metazoa; Rotifera; Eurotatoria; Adinetida; Adinetidae.
AUGCCACCAAAAAAGAAAGAAGAAGCUAAACCAAAGCCACUUAUUGGUCGUGUUGGUACUAAUCUGAAGAUGGGUAUCGUCGGUUUACCCAAUGCUGGAAAAUCAACUUUCUUCAACAUAUUAACAAAAUCAAGUGUACCUGCAGAAAACUUCCCUUUUUGUACAAUCAAUCCAAAUGAAAGUCGAGUACCUGUGCCCGAUUCAAGAUUCGAUUUUUUGUGCAAACAUUAUGAACCAUUAAGUAAACAACCGGCAUAUCUCAAUGUGGUGGACAUUGCUGGCUUAGUUAAAGGUGCAAGUGAAGGUCAAGGUCUUGGUAAUGCUUUUCUUUCACAUAUAAAAGCAUGUGAUGGUAUUUUUCAUAUGGUCCGAAUUUUUGAUGAACCUGAUAUAGCUCAUGUGGAAGGAAAUGUCGAUCCGAUUCGCGAUAUUGAAAUUAUUCACGAUGAAUUGAGAUUGAAAGAUGUUGAAAUUGUCAAAAAAGUACAUGAAGAUUUAGAAAAGAAAGUCGUCCGUGGAAAUGAUAAAACGUUGAAGGUCGACUAUGAAACAAUUAGUAAAGUAAUGAAUAUGAUAAAAGAAGAAAAGGGUAGUGUUCGAUUCAAUGAUUGGAACGAAAAAGAAAUCGAAGUAUUGAAUAAACAUUUGUUGAAUACCUCGAAACCCAUGGUUUAUCUAUUAAACAUGUCGGAAGAAGAUUACAUUAAGAAGAAGAACAAAUGGUUAGGUAAAGUGAAACAAUGGAUUGAUGAACACGAUCCAGGUGCUACUGUUAUCCCGUUCAGUGCAAAUUACGAAUAUCGUCUUGUUGAUUUAACUGAUGAUGAACGUGAAAAGACUGUUAAGGAAUCCGGAGCACCAAGUGCAUUGGAAAAAAUCAUUCUUGCUGGUUAUCGCGCUUUGCAAUUGUGUUACUUUUUCACCUGCGGAAAAGACGAAGUCAAAGCAUGGACUAUUCAAGUUGCAACAAAAGCGCCACAAGCAGCUGGACGUAUUCAUACAGAUUUCGAGAAAGGUUUCGUUAUGGCUGAAGUGAUGAAAUUCGAUGAUUUCAAAGAAUGCGGAAAUGAAAAUGCUGUGAAAGCGGAAGGAAAAUAUCGUCAACAAGGAAAGAACUAUACUGUCGAAGACGGAGAUAUUAUUUACUUUAAAACCAAUACAGGCGGUGGUUUAAAUGCAGCGAAGAAAUAG